AUGUGGUCAAUACGAUCUCUUCUAAUGAAAUCAAAAGCAGAGAAGUUGAUCUCUCUUAACUUCUGGCAAAUACCCAGAAAGGUAAUAAUUUCGAUGACUAUUUGCAUUGCAAUAGUUUUUCUUAUCAUCCAAUGCAUCUGGAUGAGUAGCUCGGAUAGCAUUUCACCCCUUUUAUAUUUUAAUUCCAAUAAAGCUUAUGUCCUUAAAAAGGAAGAUUUGGCAAAAGCUGAGAUAAUUAAAACAAAUCUUGAUGUUCUUUCCGGCAAUGGCCCAAUUACUCCGGAAAUUGCAGCACAAGAUUAUUUAUCAAGUAAUAUUACUGGAUAUGUUUCUAAUAUAUCAAUGAAGAAACUUAACGCAAGAAAAGAGAAAGGUAAACCAGGUAAUAAUAAUAAUAAUACGCCAACAAAUACCAAUAAUGUAUACGAUUCAGAAGUGUCCUGCCAAGAUUUAUCCUAUAAUUCCCAUAUGGAAUACUCCAAGAACGCCAUAGUAAUGGAUGAUAAUUUAUUAUCCACCAGAAGAGAACUAAUAAGAAAACACAACUGGCUGAGUCCAGAGAUUCAGGAUGAAAAACAUGACAAGCAUAUGACAGAAGAGGAAAUUGUAGAGAAACAAUGGUUUAGUUUUGGGGGUUCCGCGAUUUGGUUAGAGAGUGAACAGUGCUAUUUAGUGUACAGUAGAAUUGUAUACUCUAGAAUGAAUCGAAAGAAUCAUCCUCAUCUUUCUUUAGUAAGAGGCCAAGCAUUUGAUAAAAAUUGGAAUGAGAUAUUUGGCAAAAAUAUAUCGUACUUAGAUGUAAUCAAGCCAAAGAAUAUAGAAUCUGAAUUGAGAAAAUUAAAUUCCGAAUUAAAUCCUGAAAAUUGUGAAUUACUCAAUUUUAACUCACUAGAAUACGAGGCUUGCAAAACUCGUCAAGUAAGAAACAAAUUAAAGGUUGACCUUAAAAAGGAAAAGAUUCUGUCAAGGUAUGUUAUUUCAUACCCAACCAUUAUUGAAAUCCCAUUCAGUCCUAACAAUGAUUAUAGAGGGCCUGAAGAUGCUCGUGUAAUUUUAAGAUCUGUAAAUGGUAUAGAGGAACCUGUACUUUUGUUUAAUAUGGAUGAACCAGGUGGAGAAGGAAGAAGAAUGUAUAGUUUCUUACCCCAUCGAAAAGUUGACCCACUUGUUAGGUUCAGUCUCUCGGAGCAUAAAUUAAAGGGUAGCGAAAAGAACUGGACCCCCUUUUUCCAUCCAGAUAUAGGAACAGAGAGUUUAUUAUCUAGAGGCUUCAUUUAUUUUAUCUAUACAUUCAGUCCGCUUGAAAUUUUCAAAUGCUCUUUGAACGAUGGUUCCUGUGAUAUUGUGUUUGAUGGACAGACACUAGAUAUCGACGACUCGGACAGUUUUGGUGGUAUGAGAGGAGGAACCCAGUUCAUUUCUCUUCCAAAAGCACUCCCUGCACUACAAAAUAAAAACAUAUGGAUCGGAUUCCCUAAACUCCACAUUACAGAUUGUGGUUGUUCACACAGAUUUUACAGACCAAUGCUAGAUUUGCUUGUAGAAUCAGAUGGGGUUUACCACCAAGAAUUAGUGGUACCAGCCGUAGACUUUGGUAUUGAUGUGUUAUCAUGGGAUUUAAAAGGUACAGAUUGCGGUAGUGACACUAAUAUCCUGAGUCCAAAUUCUAUAGCUUAUUGGGAUAUUGUUGAUCAGGACCCAGUUACUAAACAAUUUGAGGACUAUCUAGUGCUUAGUGUCAGUGAAGCAGACACUGUGACAAAAAUAAUUACAUUAAGAGGAGUGUUGAAUUAUGUUCUGGGAAUAUAUGCACAUCAGGAUAUCGAAGAAAACUUUUCAAUCACAGACCAAUCCAGAGAUAUCAUUGGUAAAACAUUUUCAUGUUUAGUCCAUGAGGCUAAGGAUCAUUGUAAGAUUUAUGGAGAAUCGCAUAAUGGAUUGUUGGAAUCAUAG
Messenger RNA from Maudiozyma barnettii, 1953 nucleotides. RefSeq lists its product as uncharacterized. The coding region runs from base 1 to 1953 and encodes 650 amino acids. The record is from RefSeq and is a predicted model, not a curated record. NCBI's taxonomy places the organism in Eukaryota, Fungi, Ascomycota, Saccharomycetes, Saccharomycetales, Saccharomycetaceae. Gene Ontology annotation, molecular function: mannosyltransferase activity. The transcript has a single exon.